Molecule: messenger RNA, 2779 nt
Organism: Tyto alba (common barn owl)
Lineage: Eukaryota; Metazoa; Chordata; Aves; Strigiformes; Tytonidae
Gene: PGF
Product: placental growth factor
Exons: 7
Coding region: 80-574 (164 amino acids)
Biological process (GO): positive regulation of protein phosphorylation; positive regulation of endothelial cell proliferation; response to hypoxia
Cellular component (GO): membrane
Molecular function (GO): chemoattractant activity; growth factor activity; vascular endothelial growth factor receptor binding
Source: RefSeq, a predicted model, not a curated record
CGGCGGCGGGGAGGCAAUGCCGGGGGCGGCGGGGCGGGAGCGGCGGCGCUGAGUCGGUGCCGGGGCGGCGGGAGCGGCGAUGCGGCUGCUCGGCGCCUUCCUGCGGCUGCUGGUGGCCGGGGCGCUGGGGGCGCCGCCCGCCCCGGCCCCGGAGGCGCGGGGGACCGCCAGCGCGGAGCCGCCCGUCUUGACCUUCCGGGAGAUCUGGAAUCGUAGUUUCUGCCGGCCUCUGGAGCAGCUGGUGGACGUCAUUACUGAGUUCCCCAACGAGGUGGAGUACAUUUUCAGACCCUCCUGCGUCUCCCUGCAGCGCUGUGGUGGCUGCUGUGGGGAUGAGGGUCUCCGCUGUGUCCCCGUGGAGACAAACACGGUCACUAUGCAGCUCCUGAAGAUAAAGCCAAAUGGGGAGGCACCCUACGUGGAGAUGGCGUUCACCGAGCACAAGCAGUGCGAGUGCAGGCCCCGGCAGGACCUGAUGAGGUUGGGAAGGAGGAGGUCCAAGGGCCGAGGUAAGAGAAGACAAGACAAGAAGAGACGUAAAGACUGUGAACUAUGUGGCACACCACGCAGGUAGCCUCCGCUCUGCCCCCGGCCUCGCUCCUGCUGCCUGGGUUUGAGCCAGCUGUGUUUCCCCCCGGCGUGGGGGACUGGCGGAGCUGUGUCCCUCCAAGCAGCGGUGGGGAGCAGGACUCUGGCAGGGAAAUGCUGACUGGACUCUUGCUUGGCCCUGGCGGGAAUGCAGCUUGAAACAGAGGACUCCCUUGCACCGUCAGCAGAGGGACAAAAGGAUCCAUGACCAGGCCUGGGGCUGAAGAUGAGGAGCUCAAGCAUUGUGUGGGUGUUCGAGGGCAUCCAGGGGGCAAUGAGGAGUGGAGCUGGUGGACGUGCUGCUGGAGCUGGCUGGGGACGGCAUGAUGUGGGGGGCCAGCAGAGAUGGCUUGGAGGGCUGCAGCUGCAAAACUGCUCUGUUCUGCCAGAGCCCUGCAGCUGGGGAGGAAGGAAACCUGGGGCAGGCAAAGCUACAGGGCUGUGUCCCUCCCAGCCUUGGCACGGGGCAGCCCAGGAGGGUGCCAGGGAACUUGCCUGGGAAGCCCUCCUCGUGGGGAGGGAAUUGGGGUUGCCAGGGCUCUUCACAUACUCACAGCCACAUUCCAGCCUUGCCCUGCUCAAUAAAACCUGGUGGUCAGACACAGGAGCUGGGCAGUGCGAGCACUCCUGUGUUUUCCAGCAGCUGCAGGCAGGGCUUUUCCCCAGGGGCACCCACCUAGGCUGGAGGAGGGGAGUCCUGUGCUGGCCCAGGGCUUGUCCUUAGCACCAGCUCCUGCAGCAUCAGAGGGGCUGCUCUUGGUGUGAUGCUGGAGAUGGGCAACCAGCAGGCCAGGAGCCAGCUGCUCCCCAGGCUGGGGAUCGCCCAUGUGCUGGAGCUUAGGUGGGUACUGGGAGGCCCUUGGCAGAAAGGCCCUUUCCCACACCAGGGCGUGGGGCUGGUACCUCUCCCUGUUCACCAGGCCCAUCCCAUUCUCACCCCAGUCCAAGCGUCUGGCUCGCUGUCCUGUUGGCUUUCCUUCUCCCUGGCUGGGGUGAUGCAAGGUUGGGGGAGGGGGCAGGCUGCCUGUGGGCAUUCCCACCCAAGAAACACCCCACCAAGGCUCAUUCACCCAGCAUGGGGGCAGGCUGGCCUGGGGGCCCUGUCUCUUACUGUGUAGGGGGCUGGUGGCCCUCAUCGAGGUGGCUGUGGGUGCUGCCGUUUCCUGGUUUCCCUACUCAGCCAGGUCUUGGGGUACAGCCCCAGCCCUUGCUUCUGCUGUAAGCAGUGCCCCCGGGUCUCUUCCUCUCCCCUUUCCUGCUCCUGCUGCAGGGGGGCUGGGGCUGGCUGCUGAAUGCAUCCUGUGCUGCUCUGUGCGAGCUGUACCCCGGAGCAGCGCACGUAGCUGGAAUGCCUAAGGGUGAGUCGGGCACCAGCAUGCUUGUGGGGUGCCCCUGGAACAAGGUUAAAGCAAAAUCAAGGGUUGUUCUUGAACGCUUCAAGCAAAAGACUGGAGGGCAAGAUGUGCGAAGGCUUCAGUGUUACCAUCCAGUUAAGUGACCUGCUUUUUUUCCUGCACUGAGGAACAAGUGUGGAGCCUAACAUUGCAGGUGUUGGGGUCCAAGGCAGCUCCUCCCCACAUUUGACGUGGCAGCCCGUAGCUGGGACAGGCUCCCUCAGCGCUGUAAUGCUGGUGCUGCCUGGGUCUGGCACAAGGACCUGGGGACAGGGCAGGUCCCCUGGCAGGGGAAGCUGGUGGUGGAUGUUGAGGUGAUGUGAACCUCCACGCUGCCACCAUGCAGCUUGGAGUGGACUUGGUAAGUUGCAGCUGGGCACAUCCUCUAAGAUCUUGCUGGAUCUCUUCUGGACCUCGUUUCUACUCCUGGCAUCCACAGUGUCCUGGGUCACAGCCUACACAGGCUCUGCCUCAACAACGGCCCAUGAAGCUCCUCCUUGGCUGCCUCCUGGACAAGGGGGACUCACUGCUCCCCUUCCCAUGCCACUUGGGGUCUGCAUGGGCCAUGUGGCACCCUAGUUCUGGUGGGCUGUCCUGGUCCGUGUAGGCUCUCCCAAUCCCCACAUGCCAUUUCAGCCUCAGUGGUCGCACUUUGAGGCUAAGGAGAGCUGUGUGCAGAGCUCGAGGGUUGUACAUGAUGGAUUCUGUGCUGUUUUUAACAAUGAAAGUUUCACCGCAAUAGUAUUAAACCUUUAAAAAGGAAGUUCCAUAAACCCAAGGAUGUUAAUUAAUUAAAA